AUGAAUGCUGUUUUUAAAAAAAGCAACUAUGGUUAUCAAAUAGUGGUUCUCAAACUUCAACAUGCAUCAGAACUACAAGGAAAAAAAGAAGAGAAGCCAGAGCCCCAAAUUAAAAAAGAAGCAAAACCAGCUGUAUCUGAAAAAGUUCAAAUACACAAACAAGACAUAGUGAAACCAGAAAAGACUGUUUCUCAUGGUAAACCAGAAGAAAAACUUCUCAAGCAGGUAAAAGCUGUCACAAUAGAAAAAACAGCCAAGCCCAAGCCAGCAAAAAAAGCUGAACAUCAAGAAAGAGAACCUCCGUCUAUAAAAACAGACAAACCAAAACCAACUCCAAGAGCAACAUCAGAAGUCACAGAAUCAGGGAAGAAGAAAACUGAAAUAUCUGAAAAAGAAAGUAAAGUCUCAACAAGAAAAGAAAGUCUUCAGUUACACAAUGUGACAAAAGCAGAAAAAUCUGCAAGAGUAUCAAAAGAUGUUGAAGAUGUACCCGCUUCAAAGAAAGCUAAAGUAGAAGAAACUGAAGAGGUGUCUUCAACAAAGAAGCAGAAAAGUCCCAUCAGUUUCUUCCAGUGUGUCUACUUGGAUGGGUACAAUGGCUAUGGAUUUCAGUUUCCUUUCACUCCUGCACCCCGCCCUGGAGAGAGCUCUGGCCAAGCAAAUUCUCCGGGACAGAAGCAACAAGGACAGUAAACACACAGUAUGACCCUUACAAGUGCUUUAAGAUUUUUAAAAUGAGAUAUUUUGUCCACAAUGGUUCAGGCAAUUAAGAUUAUGCAACCCAGAGAGUUUCUGUGAAAACAUAUUGCUCUUUGGCCUGGUGUGGACAGAAAAGGUGGCCAAAUGGAUUGAGUGAUGAGCAGACAUGUUUAAGGGUCUAAGUCUCCAGAAUCUGUUAUGUGUGUUUGCUGUGGUGCUUGUAUUUAUCUUAUCUCCAAUCACUAUAAGGUUGUACACAAGCUAAUUCAAAGUUUACUUAAUAAUGGUGUCUUUAAAAUAAUUGACACAAUUACAAAAUGGAAUUCCUGGCUUCAGUUAGCUAUUAUUUUUUUAAUGACAACACAGACUGUGCUCUAAGUGUAAAAGAUGGGAAAGCUUAUAUAAAAGUGACUUUUUUGCAUCAUAUGGGUAUCUAAACUUAAUUUACCCAAUAAGUUGAUGCUUAAUGAUUUUAUUUUAUUUAUGUCUAUUUCUAUUUUAGUUGUGGCUUUGCUCUAAGAAUGGGUAGCAGUUGUACUACAGACUGCUAUUAAUUUCUUGUGAUACUCUUUUAGAGCUCAAAAUAUCUCUGAGCUUUAGACAUGGUAAGAUGGAGAAUAAAUGCUUGAUAAAUCUUUAAGAUAUGUCUUGAAUGAUAAUUAGGACAUUCAGUCCAGUGGAAAUACACCAUUCAGUUAGGCAGGUCUGGUGAAUCAUUUGUUUAAAAUAUUAGCAAAUGAGAUGUAGAAUUCUGAAAUUUCUCCAGACUGUGUCCUAAUAAAAAUGUCACCUGGGUGAAAUUUUAGAUCAAUCACUAAAUUUGGGUGACAGAUGUAAAGGUAUUUUCAUUUCACUUUAAUAUAUUCUUUCUGUGAAAUAAAAUGUUUUCUUUCUCAUAAUGGCAAAAUGUGAAUGCCAUUAAAGUUUAAGGAAUUCAUUUUAGCCUUAAAUGUCUUCAUGAGAUGUCUUACUUGUAUUUUAGGUAACUGGUCAUCAGUGCCAAUGACAUGGAUAACAAUUUUUAAUCUACACGACAGUGCUUCACUGGGAAUGACUGUUACGUUUUUGUCAUAUUCCUAGUAAUAUAAAUACUCGUGUUCUUUACCACAUUGUUUUUAUCAACUCUAAAAGUCAUGUCUCUGUGACUUUUAUCAUGUUUACAGUUGCGGCUGAACUUAUGACAAAUUAACUCAGGAAAUAAAUUGAGUUAUCCUUUCUAGCGUUGUAAUUAUCAUCAGCAAGGCCUGAGAAAGACAGAGCCAAUACUAGCCGAAUGAUUUAUUUUCAAGGAUUGCCACUAACUAUGGUUCUUUAGGACCAAGAUAUAAAACGGUUUCACUAAAAAUCAUUAGGCUAGGUAUCAGUAAUAUGUUCAUUACUAAUAAUGGAUAUUUGGCCUCCGCCAGAAGCUGGUGGACCUCAUUCACACCACGAAAGCCAGUGUUACAUGAACCAGAUCAAUGACUCUAUGGGGAAUGUGGGACAUCCUGGAAGUGCAUAAUUUCAGGAAAGACCAGGCAGUACCAUCUUGCAAAGCCCCUUCAGGUGACAAUCUAAACUUGUGGGUAGGAGAGUGGAUAAAGUUGAUUGCUCAACUGCUCCUCCAGCCUGCUCAAUUUACUGAGUAAAGAAAUAGCAAAUGCGAUAGAUGUUUUAGAUUUCAUAGAGCAGAAUGGUUUGCCCAUUCUUUCAUUCAAUGACUGUUUAUUGAAUACUUACUCUUUUAGGGCACUGUGUUAGGUGCUGGAUUGUAUAAGAAAAAUAUAAUAAAUUAUAUUCCCAGUGCUAUUCUGACAUAGUGAGUGACCUGAAAAAUUUACUAAACAUACUAUGUUUGUUUCUCCAUGAGUAAAAUAGGGAUAUAGCGACAAACAGUCUAAUAUCUCAUAGAAAUAUCAUGGAGACAAAUGAAAUAUUUUAAUAUAAAUAUGAUAUUAAAGUAAAUUUCUGAAGUAAUGCUUUUGAAUAUGGCACUAAUUUUUCCUCUGUUUUACUGUUUCCUUCACUCUCAAUAUAAAAACUAUUUGAUGAGAUAAAACAUGACAUAUUUUAUUGUAAUUAGAAUUUAGACAAAUCAGCUAUAAUGUAAACGAUGUUAAUACUAAUUACGUUUUAUCUGAUUAAAGUUACAAUGAUCAUAGCACUUUUAAAAUAUUAUCUAAACUGUCAUUUGUUUGUAUGUUACCAUCAAAUAAAAUAGUUAUAACUCUUUCAAGUUUGAUGCCUUGCAUUUUAAAAGGAAAAGAUAAAAGGUUGAUUAAGAA
Messenger RNA from Macaca mulatta (Rhesus monkey), 2963 nucleotides. Lineage: Eukaryota; Metazoa; Chordata; Mammalia; Primates; Cercopithecidae. The record is from RefSeq and is a predicted model, not a curated record.